Messenger RNA from Ricinus communis (castor bean), 1998 nucleotides. RefSeq lists its product as uncharacterized. Lineage: Eukaryota; Viridiplantae; Streptophyta; Magnoliopsida; Malpighiales; Euphorbiaceae. Gene Ontology annotation, biological process: regulation of DNA-templated transcription; chloroplast organization. The record is from RefSeq and is a predicted model, not a curated record. The transcript is spliced from 2 exons. Gene Ontology annotation, cellular component: chloroplast. The coding region runs from base 399 to 1553 and encodes 384 amino acids. Gene Ontology annotation, molecular function: double-stranded DNA binding.
CUUCUGGAAAGAAAGAAAAAAAAGACCGCAAGAUAAAAAGUUAUAAUUCCCUGCAAAUUGAUGGGCUGCAGCUGAAAUCGAUAAACUUGUGUCUAAACCCAAGGCCCAACGAUCGUAAAGAACCUUAUUCUAUAUUCACUCUGGCAUCUCCUACCUCGCAGAAAUUACUGAACAAGGAUGGCACUCAGAAGCAUGCUAUGAAAGAUCACUGCAUUUUACUCUGAUAGCCUUGUUCUACUUCCAAAACUCUAUUCUCUUUUCUUUUUCUCUCAUUGCUAAUCUAGCCAUUGCCCUGUUCGUUAAGAACUUCAAUACUUGUACGAAUUCUUUUGACAGCUUUGUUACAGUCGACUAGUCCCGGUAUUUCUCUCCCUUCAGUCCCAAACUGCCACAUUGACAUGAAAUCAAACCCCACUUACUUAACCACAUUUAGUUUCUUGUUCAUUACCUCUCAAAGAUUUAUACUUUUGCGAAAAAGCCUUACCAAGGGAUCUUCGCUUUUCUUCAUAACCACCAAGCCUGCCACCUAUUCGACAUUAUGCCACGCCCAAGUAGAAAAUGAUACUGAGGGAGGUUUGGAGCAACCAAAAGACUCUAUUGGAGUUCUUAGGAAAUGGGGCUGUAGUGAUCGUGAUUUGUUAAAGAUUUUGUCACGCAGGCCUUCACUACGUAAUGCUGAUCUCACUCAUCUUCAGUCUAAAUUAAAUUUACUUCAGGGCUUAGGUAUUAAGCCAGCUGAUCUUGUUAAGAUCAUCAAUUGUCGCCCAAGAUUCCUUAGUUCUCGUAUCAAUCAUUGCUUUGACGAGCGUUUACAGUAUUUUAUGACAUUGUUUGGAUCAAAGGAAGUCCUGCUUAAGGCCAUUGUCAGGAAUCCUUCUCUCUUGACGUAUGACUUCCACAACUGUAUUAAACCUGCUAUUGCCUUAUAUGAAAGAAUGGGUGUUAGUAAAAACGACUUGAUUCCUAUGCUUUUGUCACGGCCAACUGUGAUUCCAAGAACUUCUUUUGAUGAUCAGAAGAUUGAGUACAUUCGCAGAACUGGGGUUCCCAAUACUUCCAAGAUGUAUAAAUAUGUGGUUACUAUAAUAGGCAUUUCAAAGAUUGAGACUAUUCGAGAAAAAGUAGCCAACUUUGAGAAGUUUGGUUUCUCGGAUGAGGAAGUCUGGAGGUUUUUUGGGCGUUCUCCACUUUUCUUAACACUAUCAGUUGAUAAAGUUCAAAGGAAUAUGACUUUCGUUGUUGGCACGAUGAAGCUCCCUGCAAAUGUGGUCCUUCAGUACCCAUAUUUGUUGUAUAAUAAUUUAGACGGUGUGCUGAAACCGCGAAUGCUUCUUGCAGGGAAGAUUCAGGACAUGAAUCUCUGUCCUCAAAUUAAAGGACCUCUGUUAAUGAGGGCAAUGAGGAUGACAGAACAGCGAUUCUUGAAGGCGUUUGUUUCUUGUCACCCCACAGAUGUUGCCGAAGAGUUGAUGGUGUUCUAUGAAAAGGCAAAAUGUUGCAAGAGAUUGGCCGAAUCCUCAAAGAAAAUGAUCACUAAAGGGUUUCCUUUCUGACAUCGUACCAGUGCAUGCUUAAUCUGCAAAAGGUUUUGUCGGAUCACUGGGGGCUUCUUUAUAUAUUGGCAGAAUGAAAUAAAGAAGUGUGAGGCUGGCUGCUGGCUAUGGUUCAAUGGUGGAUUGCCUCCUUGUGUUAUAUAGGUUGUCAGGGACAUGAAUCCUUGCUGUUCCUGGUUACCCGCCUCUCUUUUUCCUUUGACAGCAACUCUUUGUUGGAGUAGCGAUAAGCUCGUCUUGGCAAGAGACCUGUAUGUUUUUAUCCAUAAACAGCAAGGUUGUUAAUAGCUUAUCCAUAAAUGGCUGCUAAUAUUUCUCUAUGGAAAUAAUAUGUAGAAAAUCAAAAUAAAGGAUCUCUACUCAUGGUUACUAUAGAGAAUUAUGGUUUGUAAUUUAAGCUUGAUACUUUAUUGAAUAAGAAAUGUUAUGUAUAUAUACAAGAGCA